AUGAACCAACGUGUGCAAGAGAUGAAUGGUAACUUCAAUAUAAAUAUACCAGAGGUUCCGGAUGACCCAGAUAGCGACGAAGAGUUAGAGCUCGGGGAAGAGUCUUCGGAUGAUGAUGAUGAUGAUGAUGAUGAGAAUGAUUAUCAAAGACAUGUGGAUAUAGAUUGGCAAGACCGCAGGAAUGAAUCGGAAAAUGAUGAUGAUGAUAACGAAGGUGGGUUGGAGAUAACGGUGACAAUCCAGAGAAUUCGAAUGAUUCAGAUGAGCACCGCAUUGUUCAUCCGCGUCGUGUUGGGUCAGAGGAAGAAGAGGAGGAUUCUAGCCACCAUCGUCAAUAGCAUUCAGAUGACAGUGAUGGAGAAGGGCACCACGGCAAUAACCAGGAGGAUUCAAAUCCAGAAGAUGAGAAUGAAAGCAGUGACGAGGGAUCUGAUGAGAGGGGGUGGAGAAGAUAAUGGUAACCAAGAGGAUUCCGAUGAUGCCGAUGAGAAUCGAAUCGCUCCUGUUACUAAUAAUGAACCUGAUUUAGAAGAAAAUGAUGAUGAAACAGAAAUGAAGAACCUUCUCGUGGAAUAUACAACCAAGAAAAUUCGUAUGACCCAGCCGAUAAUGGUGAUAAUUACGCCAGUAACAGUUAUGAGCCUCCUGGCAGUACCCGCGUUAGGAUUCGUCUAUCUCGUUAUGGCCAUCGCGAUUCAGAUGACCCAGCUGAUGUCAACACCUACGUUAGCAUUCGAGAUUCAGAUGAUGAAUUUCAGCUGGAAUUUUUUUCUUUUUCUCACAAUACUUGUGAUCGUACUCAAUAAAUAA
Messenger RNA from Caenorhabditis remanei, 810 nucleotides. RefSeq lists its product as uncharacterized. NCBI's taxonomy places the organism in Eukaryota, Metazoa, Nematoda, Chromadorea, Rhabditida, Rhabditidae. The transcript has 2 exons. Bases 1 to 810 code for a protein of 269 amino acids. The record is from RefSeq and is a predicted model, not a curated record.